GAUGAUACUUGAUUGAUUUCAGGUACAUUAAGUUGCUUACAGUUCCUUGAGAACUUGCUUGCUGUUGCUUGGUUGUGUCAACCAAUAGAGGGACACUUUUGAUCGAGAUCCUGGUUGAGAGACUUUCUGCUCAGAUAUGAGGACCGGUUUGAAGCCUGAUGUUGUCUAUAGCUUCUUCAACCCAGAGAUUGACGAGCUGAGAGAUAUGAUAGCAUUGAUUACACCCGACCAUGUGGGGAUGUUCAGAGAGGCAUACGGUAGUAUCCUGAAGAUGGUUUUCAGGCUCACUGACAGUGACAGAAGUGCCAUUCAUACUCUUCUCCAGUUCUAUGACCCGGGCCUGAGAUGCUUCGUGUUUCCAGACUAUUUGUUAGGGCCUCUGAUGGAGGACUAUGCUAGCAUCCUGGGUAUUCCGAUCCAAGAUCAGAUUCCUUUCUGUGCUAUUAGGGGAGAGCCUGAGGUCCUUGGGAUUUCCCGUGCUCUUUAUUUGAGUCCGGAAAUGGUCAAGGAGGGUUUGAAGGAGAAAGGAAAAUUACCGGGUUUUCACUUGAGUUUCUUGGAAGUUAAGGUCAAGGAAUAUGCUGCUAUGGGUCAUUGGAAGAUGGUCUGUGCAUUGAUUGCUGUAAGCAUUUAUGGGAUUAUUUUGUUUCCUAAUCAGAAGAGCUUUGUGGACCAUAAUGCUAUCAGAUUGUUUAUGCAGAGAAACCCUAUUCCUACUCUGAUCAUAGAUGUUUACUACUCGGUUCAUAACAGGAACGAGAAGAGACGUGGGGGUUUGAUUCGGUGUUGUGCUCAGUUGCUAUUCAGGUGGUUUAUGGGGUAUUUGCCUUCCCGUGGUGCUUUUGCUCAUCUUGAUCCUACUGUCAAGUGGUCCUUCAGGUUGAUGGGUUUGCGGGCUGAUGACAUAGCAUGGACUCAUAAUGGUUUGGCUGGAUGGAAUUUUAUAUAUAGCUGCGGGGAUUUUCCCAAUGUGCCUCUCAUAGGAGUUCAGGGUUGCAUUAAUUACAACCCGACGCUUCUUAGGAGACAGAUAGGAUUCGCUAUGGAAGUUCCUCCUCUCGAGCGAGAGAUUCAGGAGUCCUUUUACUUCUCAGCUGAGGGCGAUCAGGCCAAGUUAAGGCAAGUAUCUGGGUCAUGGCGUAACAUUCAGAGGAAAGGAAAGGUUCCUUUUGGCAAGGUCAACAACCGGUCUUUUCCUCUAUUUGAUGAUUGGCUUCGGAAAAGGAUAGAGCUCACACUUUUACCAUUUCCGGGAGGUGAUCCUUGGUGUCCUAUGAUUGAGGGUCCGACUUCUUCUGUCAGUAUGGAAGAGUUCCUCGAGAUGAAGAGGGCCAGAGAUCAGUUGCUUGCAGAGAAAGCGGAAUUGGAGAUGAGUGUUGCUUGGAUUCAGACGGCUAACCAGGAGAUCAGAAUGAAAAUGGAAGAUCAAGACAAGCGACACGCCUUGGAAGCAAAGCGCUUUGAGAUGGAUACGGCCUACUAUGGGAAGAUCAACCAAGCCUUAGCGUCAUCCAACAGGGAACACGACAUCACUAAGGAGAAGCUAUCCAGAGCGUCAAAGGUCAUUGAAGAUGAGAAGAGGAGGCAGAUCCUCGUGAGAGAUCAGAGGGACGACAGAGUCCGAGUUCUCAUUGCUGAGUGGGAGGCCAAGCUGAAGGUUAAGGAAGCAGAGAACGUGAAGGUCAUCGCCGAAAGAGAUCAUUACAUUGCUGAGAGGGAUCACUACUUCAGGCAGAUGAAGAUUCAUGAGAAAGAGGUGGGGAGAUUACAGCAGGAGAACACCGAGCUCAGGUUCGCCACAGAGUUCGCGAGGAUGGUUGAUGAUAUAGGGCCAUCUGUGGGACCCUCAUCAGGCUAGCCUUUCAUUUUU
This is a messenger RNA of Lathyrus oleraceus (garden pea), 1870 nucleotides long. RefSeq lists its product as uncharacterized. Lineage: Eukaryota; Viridiplantae; Streptophyta; Magnoliopsida; Fabales; Fabaceae. The coding region runs from base 137 to 1858 and encodes 573 amino acids. The transcript is spliced from 2 exons. The record is from RefSeq and is a predicted model, not a curated record.